Molecule: messenger RNA, 1108 nt
Organism: Lytechinus variegatus (green sea urchin)
Lineage: Eukaryota; Metazoa; Echinodermata; Echinoidea; Temnopleuroida; Toxopneustidae
Product: somatostatin receptor type 1-like
Exons: 1
Coding region: 28-1026 (332 amino acids)
Biological process (GO): G protein-coupled receptor signaling pathway
Cellular component (GO): membrane
Molecular function (GO): G protein-coupled receptor activity
Source: RefSeq, a predicted model, not a curated record
UAUUAUUGAUUACGAGCAAGAACAGCGAUGAAUAACACGAGCUUUCCAGCCGAGAUCGAGUGGGGUUGGGCCCCCUUUACUUGGGAAUGGUGGGUCGUCACACAACUUGCGUUUUCACUCAUGGGCAUUGUCGGCAACAUUCUCGUCAUCAUCGUCGUAAUCCGCCGUGGGAAAACUAGAUUCGCAACCGAUAUUCUCAUCGGAAACCUGGCAUUUGCCGACUUCUUCACUUCUUUGUGGAUGAUACCCAGACCCCAGAGCGAUUCGAUACCGGAUAACUGGAAAGGAAUGCUAUACUGCCGGAUCGAGUAUUCGAAUGUCUUCAUGUGGAUAUCCACGGUUGCUUCGGUGUUUAUACUCACGGUUAUAUCCGUGGAACGGUUAGUUGCUGUCAAGUAUCCGCUGAAAUUCAAGUUGAUUUUCUCAGUGCAGCGAUCACUUUGGCUUGUUGUGUUUUCUUGGAUCGGAGCCGCGGUAUUAAAUACAUAUACUCUGGCAAUAUCUAAAUAUGAUAGCGAAAACCACACGUGCAAGACUGAGUUGAUUGGAAAUGGAGCACAUUUGGCGACCGGAACUCUGCUGUUUCUGUUCAAAUACAUGAUUCCGAUUGCUGUCAUGAUUGGCAGCCAUCUUGCCAUCAUCCGGGAACUCCGAGCAGACGCGCGCAGUUUUGAAGCGGACGGGCGCAAUUCGUUUGAAAACCCCACCCACCAUAUUUCGCAGACAAUACGCAAGAUGACGCACACUGUGCUAAUCGUCGUCAUAGUAUUUAUCGUCUGUUGGUCUCCGGAUCAAAUAUGUUUCUUUCUCUUCAAUCUAAAUGUGUACCCGGCGUACAUGUACUCGGAUAUUUACCGGGUGUUUGUCUGCCUCGGUUUUGUUAAUUCUUGUUCGAAUCCGUUCAUAUAUUCCGUCAGGAACGAUAAAUUUCGCAAAGAACUUUCUAUCGUUCUAUGCAUUUCAAAGCACGGGGCAAAAGAGUCUAACUUGUAUUUCAAAACAAUAUCUGGCCAAAUUAACGAGUGACAUAUCAUUUGGUUUUAUAGUAGCAACAAGUAAAUUAUCAUCUACCACUGAAGAAAGCUCAUAUGUUUGAUUGUGCAUCUGA